Molecule: messenger RNA, 612 nt
Organism: Opisthocomus hoazin
Lineage: Eukaryota; Metazoa; Chordata; Aves; Opisthocomiformes; Opisthocomidae
Source: RefSeq, a predicted model, not a curated record
AGUUUUCUGCUGAACUCAGCGCAGCGACGUGGCUCGACGUGCCGAGGCUUGGCGAAAAGGGCUCAGGACCUUUCUGGGACUGACAGCUCUGCUGGAGCGUGCAUAUAUGAACGAGCAGGUGGAAUGUGUUCCAUUCAUCUGAGCGAGCCGCUCCUGAAGUUAAGACCAAGAAAGGAUCUUGCUGAGGCACUGUUGCAUGAAAUGAUCCAUGCCCUGCUGUUUGUUACUAAUAACGAAAUUCAUGAAUAUCAUGGACCAGAGUUCCGCAAACACAUGCGUCGCGUUACUCGCUGGACUGGAGCCAAUGUCACAAUCCAUCAUAGUUUUCGUGAUGAGGUGGAUUUGUACGGCCAGCACUGGUGGCGAUGCAAUGGCCCCUGUCAGAAUAGCAAACCUGACUUUGGAUAUAUGAAACACUCAAUGAAUAGAGCACCCUCUGCACGAGAGCAUUGGUGGGUUGAGCAUCAAGAGACAUGUGGAGGUACCUUCACAAAAGUGAAGGAGCCGGAGAACUUCUCCAGGAAACUCCGGGGAAAACCCAGCCAGCAAAACUUCCAAAUUCCAACUCAGCUAACAAAGGGAAGACACAAACGCAUGAUGUGCAAGAUCUAA